Molecule: messenger RNA, 5472 nt
Organism: Cladocopium goreaui
Lineage: Eukaryota; Dinophyceae; Suessiales; Symbiodiniaceae
Source: the annotation of a GenBank genome assembly
AUGGUGACGAUGUCUGAGACCGGCGAGAAGCUGUCGGAGCCGCUGAAGAGCCCCGAGCCAAAGCCCACGGCGCUCAGUCGCAUCGCGGGAUUCCUGCGGCUCUUGACCUGCCAAAGGCGAUGCAAAACCGUGCAGGAGGAGAAGGAACGAGCUUUAGUUCGCUACAACGAAUAUGUGGCGUUGGGCCAGCAAGUGCCCCAGAGGAAACAGGAGGACUGGUACGAUCGCCUAGCAUGGUGGAGCGAUGUAAAGACCAAGCAAGGCUCUCGAGUCUUUGUUUUGGCGCCCAGAGGUCCCCAAGGUGAAACAGACUACCAAAUCAACAUGAGAGAACUUCUGGGCUUUGCGCUCUCAAAAAUGCACAAGGUGGUUGCAGAGGAGGAUACCCGCUUCGCGGUGGUCUGGGUGCAGCAGAGUGACCAUCGCGUUGGGCCAUGGAUGGCAUGGAGAUUUUCCGAAAGCCUUCAUGAAAAAUACGCAAAGAACCUGGAGGCGAUCCAUGUAGUUCAUCCCUCUUGGACCGUGCGUUUCUUGCGUUUAGUCCUUUGGCCCUUGGCCAGCGACGAAUUCUGGGAUUACUUCCACUCCCACGAGCGCAUUGAGUUUCUGGAUGUGGCUUUGGACAUGAGGAAAUUCCGAUUGCCCAAGGACAUCGUGGAGUAUGACCAAUGGCUGGACAAGCAGGCAGAGGAACUCCACAAGCAGCAGGCUUUGAAGCAUGGCCAAGGCCCAUUUAUGGGCACUGCCUUUGGCGGUAUGGGAGGCAUGGGCAGCUCGGGUGGUGACGAGGACUUCCGACUCUCGCCCAUCAGCUUCCUUUGCCACGCCAUAUGGCUGGAGCUCUGGUUGCGCAUCGCUUGGCCCAGUGGUGCAGAGGAGAAGCUGGCCCAGCUGCCUCGGCGCUUCCGGCAGGUGCUUUUUCUGGAUCCCUUUGGCGAUGUCUUUUGGGAUCCCAACCAGACCGGCAUGUCCCUGUUCGAAGCCCUGAAUGCCGAGAAAGACACCGAGCAAGCUGCUGCCAUACAGGGGGCACACGAUGCUGCCUGUGCAGCUACCUCGCAGCUUACAGUGGCGCAGUGCGCGCUGCGGAGGUGGCAAUCUGUGCCCAGCUGGUGCUGUUCUCAUGCUCAACGGGCUGAGUUGGCUCGCCUCGAGAGUCGUCGCACCAAGUGCGGAGGUGCCAUAUGUAGCGAGCUGGAGAGUCUGAACUCAGCAGCGCUUUGGCUCAAGAUGUGGGCCAUCACUUCAGACAUGCCUGCGCCGCAGCGCGCUCGCGGUCGAAUUUUUGGAACACCUGUUUUGAGGAGAUGUUGUGCCAUAGGCCUGAUGGUGGUGGCAUUCCGGGUCAGCUUGGUGCAAGACUUUGCUGUUGCUCAGAAAGGUCGCUUCACCACGAGUGGUUCCAAAGUCAGUGACUACAAAUACGACAUGGCAGAGCAGCAGGACGAGAGCGUAGCUUUAUCGCGCGAUGUUGUGGUGAACGACAUCCGUGACUUGAAUGAGCUGUUGAAGAUGAACGAUCCCAUCUGUCCAGAUGAGAAUGUCCUGCUGAUGGCCAUCACCCUGGACAAUGGUACUCGGAUAGAGCGGCCCACAGCAGAGGACCUCAAGGUGUUGAAGCCAACGAAGCUGAGACCUGUGGUCUUCCAUUGGAAGGAUAUGAGCAAAGACCAGACCAACGCUCCAAAGGAUUAUGACGAGAUUAUUCAGCGCUUGUUGAGCGCAAGCCCCACAGACAUGGAGGAGCUGAUUCGAGCAAACUGGAAAAUGUUUGACAAGGCCUUCUACUUUCGCUUGUACAAUCUGCGGGACAGAUACUUGGGGCACUCACUCUUCACGGAGCCGAAAUGGAGUAAAGAUAUGACCCCAGCAGCAGUUUUUGUUGGUGCGAUGCUGGGCAUGCUCCUCAUGGGUCGCCUGGGUGACACCCUUGGAAGGACCAGAGCUUUGCAGGUGACUUUGUCUCUCACAGUGCUGGGGGCACUGAUCCCUGCGUGUGCUGCUGGCUCUAGCGACAUAGUCUAUGGCACGGUCCUCUUCGGACGCUUGGUGCUAGGUGUUGGUGUUGGUGGUAUUUAUCCGCUCUCUGCGGUGUCAUCUGCCGAAGGUUGCCAUGAGGGGUCUGCGAAGGGCAAGCACGUGGCGCAGGCGUUCUUCUUCCAAACAGUGGGUCAAGUUGCUCCGUAUUUGGUGGCCAUGCUUCUGCUCGCCCUCUUUCAGCCAUCAACUCCAGCUGCGUGGGUGCCACAACUUCAGUUUCGACUUCUCUUCGCUUUAGGUGCCAUUCCGGCCCUUGUAGUGCUGCUCGCAUCCCUCCAAGCAGAGGAUUCGGAGGAGUUCCAGUCGCAGCAUCUCUCCGCAACAGUUGGCUUCAAGCGUGGGGUGAUGAAGACGCUGCUGGGCACCGCGGGAACGUGGUGUCUGUACGAUUUGGCCUUCUAUGGCACCACCAUUUUUACUCCCACCAUCUUGAUGCGCAUGUGCAUUACAGGUGAGGUGCACCCAGAUGGCAAAUGUUAUCAAACACUGGCACAGACCUCGAAGCAGUCUGCUUUGAUCUCGGCCAUGGGUAUCCCUGGAUGCUACGCUGCUGUGCUGCUGGCAGAGCGGAUGGGUUGCAAACGUCUGAACACCUAUGGUUUCCUGCUGCUGAGCGCAGCCUUUGCAGGGCAGGCCAUUGCGUGGAUGCUUGUACCUGAGGCUCACAUUUUGCAAUUUGUUCUAUUUUGUAUCCUCACUAUGCUCCUGAACUUUGGUCCCAGCCUGGGCACCUAUGUGCUCCCAGCGCUUUGUUUCCCGACUACAAUACGCAGUACCUGUCACGGGCUCUCGAGCACUGGCGGGAAGAUCGGUGCAGUGAUUGGCACCCUGAUUUUCGAGCCGAUCAGCGAUAGUCCAUUGGGCGUUCCUGGGGUACUUUGGCUUCAAUGCAUCACCUGUGUGCUUGGCGCGGUGGUUUCUACAGCCUAUUUGAAACAUGAUUGGGAAUACGAGCAAUCGCCGGAAAACCAUAGCUUCCGCCGCAGCCACAUCUCAGGCUCGUUGGAAGUGGCAUGGCCGGUGCAGGAAGACUGUGAGGACCCCAUGCUGAAGCAGAAGAUGCACAACUUAGAGAAGAUGACCUUAGAUUUGAUGCAGAAGGCGCAGGAGCAAACCAGAAAGAAACUCCCAGAACAUCAAGCAGACGCGCAAGCCAUUUUGAACGCUUUGGUGGAGGAGGAUGGUUCCACGCUCUUGUGGCCUCCGCCACCAGAAGCAUACACCCGGCUGGCAGAGGAGGUUACCCUGAGAGCGACACGAAACAAGUACGAGGAUGGUUGGUUCGAGGCAGUUUUGGAGGUCUGCGAGCGCUUCGGUGACAAGAUGCAGAAGUCGGAGAACGAGAUGGCGGGCAUGGCACAAAUAGCCAUGCAGCGGAUCGUAACGGAAUGGCUUCGCCACGACAGCCUUUGGGAGGAAACUGCAGAGGGUCGAUUCCUGGGUCGACUGAUGAGCAUCUCCCAUGAGCAGUGGCAAGAGCAGCUUUUCUACGAACAGGAUCCAUUGGAUUCAGUUAAGCUUCGUGAAGAAAUCAAGAUCAUCAGCGAGACGCGAGUCAUCGGUCUGCCUAUGGGUAGCAAGCUGCAGAUUUAUGUGGCCAAGUACCUUCAGGGGCUACUUCAGUUCAUUGAUGACAAGGAUAAGUUGCUGGAGGAGAUGAAGGAUGGCGGAGCACCAGCAGAUAUGCAAAGGGCACACUCAGUGGUGGUUGGAAACACCUUGCAGUGGAGGAUUUGGAUCAACCUGCCAGGCCUCCGAGCCCUUAGGUGUGGCCCUGUGCUGCCAGACCUGGAGUCGUUGCUAGCCACGUUCGAACCCACCUUGCGGCGAUGGCAGCGCCUGCCCCGGGAGGAACAGGACUCAGAUCCCUUCGCAAGCUGCUUGUUGGGCCCCUUCGAGCAGAGUGGGAUGAAGUCAGGCGCUGGUUCCUGCUUCUACUACGACCUUGAGAAUGAGCGCACUGUGUUCAGUGAGAAUGGCCUGCAAGGGCUCUUGGUGCUUUCUCUCCCAGCCCUCUCAGAACUGAUGGAGGAUGUAGAAGCUCAGUCCCAAAGCCUGAUCGAGCUGCGCAUCCUGCGUGACCUCACAGUAGCGCGGAAGAACCGAGAGGUGCGUGCCAGGGUCGAGAAGCAACGACACAUGGGACGGCGAAGCUUGCGGCAUCGAGUUCAGCGGCGCCUGAAGGACGACUCAAAGCGCUUUGGCACCAAUCUGGUGGGACUCUUCAACCAGAAGAGGCCGGUCAAGCAUGGCCAGAGCUGGUCACCGAUCCCCGCAGAAAACCCAGAUGAUCAUGAUGGACCGGCGGAGGUGGAAGCACAGGAUCCAACCAUCCGCGCUGUCGCUGGCAAGCAUGCGCGUGACUUCGUGCCGGAGAGAUUGCCAUGGCAAAUCUUGUGCCGAUUGACACGUGUUUGUCAAAUCACGUGGUUUAUGUGUGGCUUCAUGACCUUGCUGAAAGAGCUGGGCAUCCUGCAGGUGGACUUUCAGCGCCAGCGUCCAAAGGGAAGGCAACUUCACGUGGCAGCUUUGCAGCUGGAGGAUGGUUUGGCAUCCUGCAACACUGACGUGGUGGUCUCGAGUGCUCUCGGCCUCUUCCUGGCUGCAACGCCGCCAAUGAGGGAGGAACCAUUCCGUUUGGCGCCUUUGGUUCCGUCACCUAGGGCUUCACCCACAGUCUCCACUGCGUUGGGGCAAGAUGACGACCUUGUUCUGCUUGGCAUCGGUGAUGGGAUGCUGAACUAUUGGGAGCUCAGGCAGCUUCAACAAGGCCAAAGGGAUCCAAAGGGGAAAUCCUGGUUGGAUGCUGUGGGCUGGCGAGCUUGCGUGUCUUACGGUGAGUCAAGAAAGGCAUGGGAAAAGGAGGCCCGGUGGCAGGGACACACCAUUGGCUUCAAGAUUCACUCGGUCAGCCCAUCGAAGGAAGUGGGAGGCAAGAAAGGCAAAGAUAAGGGCAAAGGGAAGGGCAAAAGGUCCUUCGAACCAGAAGGUCCUCCAGACGAAAUCGAAGAAAUCGGCGAAGCCCUGCAUACUUGUGAAGACCAACUGGUCUGCAAGUGCACCAAUGAACGGGUGCCCCAGUUCAAUGCUCGACUGUUCUUGGAGAACAAGGAGCAGAUUGGCAAAGUGGACGACGUCUUUGGUCCCAUGAACGCCUUUUACUUCUCCGUGAAACUUGAAGAAGGAAUGCAGGCUGGGUCCUUCAAGUCGGGGGAAAAGUUCUUCAUUGACACGAUGAAGCUACUACCCAUGUCACGAUUCCUUCCGCAGCCGCCGAAGGGCGGCGGCAAAGGUGGGAAAGGCGGAAAGGGCGGCAAAGGUGGCAAAGGAGGUGGCAAAAAAGGCGGAGGAAAAGGAAAAGGGAAAGUGAAAGGUAAGAGCAAGGACAAGGGCGGAGGUGGCAAAGGCGGUGGCGGCCGUGGCCGGGGUUGA